AUGAGCCACAAGCAAGACGACGACUACGACUACCUUUUCAAGGUGGUCUUGAUCGGCGAUUCGGGUGUGGGCAAGUCGAACCUCCUUUCGCGGUUUACGCGGAAUGAGUUCAGCCUCGAGUCCAAGUCCACGAUUGGCGUGGAAUUCGCGACCCGCAGCAUCCAGGCAGGCACAGUUGACGGCAAGACCAUCAAGGCGCAAAUUUGGGAUACAGCUGGGCAGGAGCGCUACAGGGCUAUUACUAGUGCCUAUUACCGUGGUGCAGUGGGAGCUUUGCUGGUUUACGAUAUCACAAAGUCGGUCACAUUUGAGAAUGUGGAGCGAUGGCUCAAGGAGUUGCGGGACCACGCAGACGCCAACAUCGUGAUCAUGCUCGUGGGCAACAAGAGCGACCUGAAGCACCUGCGGGAUGUGCAAACGGAGGUAGCCCAGGCCUUCUGUGAGCGCGAGGGGCUCUCCUUCAUUGAGACCUCCGCGCUGGAUUCCACGAACGUAGAGAAGGCUUUUCAGCAGAUCCUCACGGAAAUCUACCACAUCGUCAGCAAGAAGGUGCUGGACAGUGAAGACAACCGACCAAAGAUUGGCGAGGGCAGGGACCUAAUCGUCAUCGACAAGCAGCACGACGAUGGGGCAAAGAAGAAGGGCGGCUGCUGCAGUUAA
This is a messenger RNA of Volvox carteri f. nagariensis, 660 nucleotides long. RefSeq names its product RabA/Rab11. The coding region runs from base 1 to 660 and encodes 219 amino acids. Gene Ontology annotation, cellular component: endosome. The record is from RefSeq and is a predicted model, not a curated record. Gene Ontology annotation, molecular function: GTP binding; GTPase activity. The transcript has 6 exons. Lineage: Eukaryota; Viridiplantae; Chlorophyta; Chlorophyceae; Chlamydomonadales; Volvocaceae.